CCCCAACCCGCGCACACACUUCCCAGUUGCUUUACGUCGCGCUUUCGCCGCGCAUUCCCGUUCCGACCGGCAACUCAGCAAUCUCGGAGAGAAUAGCCCAAGCAGCCAGCGAUCGGCCCGCACUAUCCAUUUGACCAAAUCCCAAUCAGUCGCAGAGGCACGAAGUUCGUCGCAGAGGCGACCUCCUCAUUCCGUCGCAGACAUGGAAGACGGCCCUAGUCAGAAGAUUCGCAGAAUCUGCGUGUAUUGCGGCUCGAGCUCCGGCUCAAAUCCCGCUUAUGCCGAAGCGGCUGCGGAUCUCGGCCGGGAAAUCGCGGCCCGGGGAUUUGAUUUGGUCUACGGGUCAGGUAGCAUAGGCCUGAUGGGUAUAGUUGCGAGAACAGUGCACGAAAACGGGCGGAAUGUACUAGGGGUAAUUCCCCACGCCCUCGUGCCUAAGGAGAUAUCUGGGCCGUCCGUUGGCGAGGUGCGAUUGGUGCGCAACAUGCACGAACGGAAGGCGGAGAUGGCGAAAGCAGCUGACGCGUUCGUCGCCUUGCCAGGAGGGUACGGCACUCUAGAGGAGCUCCUAGAGAUGAUCACCUGGUCGCAGCUUGGUAUUCACGACAAGCCAAUCGCGGUGCUCAAUGCAAAUGGGUACUUUGACUCGCUGCUCGCCUUCUUUGAUCGCGCCACACAGGACGGGUUUGUGAACGCGACCAAUAGAAGCAUUGUGAUGGCGGGAAGCACGGCUAAGGAGGUGUUGGAUGCGGUUGAGAGGUUUGAUGCGGAUAGCAGAGGGGCGUUGCUGGAGAAGGAGAGGUGGAGUGGGGAAGUGGGAGGUGUGGGGAGAGAUGGAGUUAGUAAAGAAGAGAUGGUGAAGGCUGUGGUGGAACCCUGAUCCCACACCCCCUUUUUCAGGGUACCACUUUGACUCGCUGCCUUCUUGACCAUGCCGCACAGGAGGGGUUCGUAAAUUAGGCCAAUAUUAGCAUUCUGAUGGCGGGACGCACGGCCAAGGAGGUGUUGGAUGCGGUUGAGAGGUCCGAUGCGGUUGAGACGUUCGAUGCGGAUAGCAGAGGGGCGCUGCUGGAGGAGAGGGGGAGGAGGCGUGGGUGGGAGGGUUGGGAACUUAGAAAGAGAUGGGAGUGAGCAGAGCGGAGAUGGUGAACCCUGAUGCCACACUGCUCCCUCAAGAAAUCCGUUUCGUUUUAGACACGCUCUAUGGAUUUCUCCCAAGUAUCAGUACCGUAUGUAAAAAAAUCAUUCAAAGACCA
Molecule: messenger RNA, 1256 nt
Organism: Closterium sp. NIES-67
Lineage: Eukaryota; Viridiplantae; Streptophyta; Zygnematophyceae; Desmidiales; Closteriaceae
Source: the annotation of a GenBank genome assembly